Messenger RNA from Trichomonas vaginalis G3, 222 nucleotides. RefSeq lists its product as uncharacterized. The transcript has a single exon. The record is from RefSeq and is a predicted model, not a curated record. The coding region runs from base 1 to 222 and encodes 73 amino acids. NCBI's taxonomy places the organism in Eukaryota, Parabasalia, Trichomonadida, Trichomonadidae.
AUGGAUGAAAUUGGUUCGAUUGAUGAUCAAGAAUUUCCUAAGGUUGUCCAAAUUAUACAAGUUAAAGAAUCAUGCUACGUGAUUUUCCAAGAUGAAGAUGGAUUCUUAUUCAAAAUCGAUAUUCUCAAGGCCAAGAAAAAUUUUCCAAAUAAAAUUACAAAAUAUUUGCUAGACUCUAUUCCAGAAAACACUACAAUUAACAACAAUACUGUUUUCUUCUAA